This is a messenger RNA of Parasteatoda tepidariorum (common house spider), 2058 nucleotides long. Its product is annotated as synaptic vesicular amine transporter. Gene Ontology annotation, cellular component: synaptic vesicle membrane; terminal bouton. NCBI's taxonomy places the organism in Eukaryota, Metazoa, Arthropoda, Arachnida, Araneae, Theridiidae. Gene Ontology annotation, molecular function: serotonin:sodium:chloride symporter activity. The record is from RefSeq and is a predicted model, not a curated record. Gene Ontology annotation, biological process: transmembrane transport; aminergic neurotransmitter loading into synaptic vesicle.
GCUCGAGAAUCCGAAAAUUUUUGUUGAGUUGUGGCUCUUUUGGCGCGUCUUGGCGACAUAAUCCUUUAAGCUGUCAUCCUUGAUCAGUUGAUGGUCAGAGAGCGGAAGGAUUUACCUUUCAACUCUUCAUUAAGGUUAUUUAGAAAAAGCGGGACCAAGUGUUGUCCUGCUUGCAUUAAAAGUAAAUUGAUUUCAAUUCGAACUCCUUUGAAGUGCUGAGACAGUAUGCCACUGACAAACAUAAACAGAAUGUGAUUCUUCUAUAGAAAAAGCUAUCUGGUGCUUAUUAGCGAACAUCUUGAACGAAGGAAUACAUUUUUCUUCUAAUUCAAUAGUGAUCGUUUCCGAAAAAGUCAAAAUGGGUUUCAAGCAACCAGAUGAGCCAAGCUGUUGCAGUUGCAUCACGCAAUUCAGAGGUUCUCGAAAGUUGAUCCUUCUUAUUGUAGCUAUAGCUUUACUCUUGGAUAAUAUGUUACUUACAUCCGUAGUUCCUAUUAUACCCUCAUUCCUGUACCAUCUACGUCAUCAACCUACCGGCACUAUUACAAUACCGGAGCAAACUAUUUCAAAGAAAAUUUAUUCAAUUCCAAAUAUUCCAAUAAAUGAUAAAAAUGUUCCUUACUUUCUUCCGCGAUUACCACUUCCUCGUAAAAUUCAAAAAGCUCACGUCUGGGAACCACCAGGAUUUACAAUAGUGCCAAAUGAUGAAUUUUGGAAAGUUACUACGCAUUCCACAAAUAACGAGGAAGAAUUGCUACCAACUGAAUCCAGUCAAACAAGACACGAUGAUUUAGUUGAUGAAAACUUUGAAGUCAGCUUGAUGUUUGCAUCAAAGCCUCUUAUUCAAGCAUUUGCAAAUCCUUUUGUUGGGCCUUUGAGUAACAGAUUGGGUUUCAAUGUUAUCAUGUUCGUUGGAUUUUUGAUCUUGAUCUCUACAUCUUUAGCAUUUGCAAUUGGAAACAGUUACACAACUUUAUUCCUAGCAAGAUCUCUUCAAGGUGUCGGUUCAGCAUGCACUAGUGUUUCAGGCAUGGGAAUGCUUGCUGAUAUAUAUCCUGAUGACGCAGAAAGAGGAAAUGCUAUGGCUAUUGCUCUUGGGGGAUUGGCACUCGGUGUUCUCAUUGGUCCUAUUUAUGGAGGCGCUCUUUAUCAAUUCGUUGGAAAAGCUGCACCUUUUCUUAUUCUUGCAGGUUUAGCAGUAAUAGAUGGUGCAUUACAACUUUUAGUUCUUCAACCAAGAAUGAAGAGGCAGGAAGAAAAAGCAGAUGAGGGACCAUCUCUUUUAACUUUAAUAAAAGACCCUUACAUAAUGCUUGCAGCAGGAGCAAUUACAUUUUCAAAUAUCGGAAUAGCUGUUUUAGAGCCUUCUCUUCCAUUGUGGAUGAUGGAUACAAUGGAUGCAUCAAAAUGGCAACAGGGAGCAGCUUUUUUACCAGCUAGCAUCUCUUAUUUAAUUGGAACCAAUUUAUUUGGUCCUCUUGGCCAUAGGAUGGGAAGAUGGCUGGCAGCUAUGAUAGGUUUAGUAACUAUCGGCGUUUGCUUAAUGUGUGUUCCACUGGCCAAAUCAGUAGAAGAUUUAAUACCGGCCAAUGCUGGAAUCGGAUUCGCAAUUGGAAUGGUUGAUUCAUCAAUGAUGCCCAUGCUCGGAUAUUUAGUUGAUCUCAGACAUACAUCAGUAUAUGGGUGUGUUUAUGCCAUAGCCGAUCUUGCAUUUUGCUUAGGAUUUAUUAUAGGUCCAGUGUUCAGUGCAACGAUUGUUCAACGAUUUGGAUUCGAAGGAACCGUUUAUGCAGUUGCAUUAUGCAGUUUAUUGUACGCACCGCUAAUGGUUUUACUGAGGAAUCCUAAAGGACGAAAAGAGUUACAGCCAGUACUUGAAUCCAGUUCUUCAAAAUAUGCUUUACAAAUGGAUGAUGAUGAUGAAACUGAAGACGACGAAAUUUUAAAAAAACUUAAAGACCAACCUAAUUGUUAUUGAAAGUCAUAAUUCAUUUUAUUCUAUGAAUGUUCUGAAAAAUAUCUUGGUAAAACAAGUAAUAAAAUUAACUCAAUAAAAUA